AUGCCGUCCCUGUGCCCCCCGCAUCCCGGACUAGGCUGUAUGCCUGAAAAAGGCUUCAGCUGGAACGAAUCGACACCCGUUACCAGACCCGCUGGGAAUGUAGUCCCGCCUGAGGUUCUGCUGCAGAUCUUCUACAUGUUAAAUCCUCGGGACUUUGAUAAUGCCCGGCGGAUUUGCUCGCAAUGGAUGCGGAUUAGUUUAGAUCAGAAUCUACUGGAGAGUAUGUUGAAGAAGGCAGGUUGGUGGGAUGCAUGGCAGCAUGAUUUUCAGAUGCAGCGUCCUCCUGCUUCAGCUGCGGAAGAGGAGAGUCUGGUGUGGAGGAUGAGCAAGCGGUUCUCGACCGAGUGUCUGUUAUCCGGCCGGAAACUGAACGUCGAGAAGCCUGGGUUCUUGACCACUGGCGUUAUCGAUUUUUCCAAACUCUCUCAACAUCCUGCACAGAGUGUGCGAAGCGCGCAGGGUCCGUCUGAGGCAACCGAUUAUUUUAGCAGGGAUGCUACGACUUCAUCGAAAUUCAAUGUUAGCACCUGCGGCAACUAUUUGCUGGUUACGUCCGGCUGCGUGAUUUAUGUCUACCGUUUGCUCGCCAAGAAGGCUGGCCUUUUGGAGUCAAUGUCGUUGGCAGACGUUAGCGAUAGGGAUAUCACGCUUGUCGCUAGCAUUCCUUGUCCGGAUGGAGUGGUUUCUGCUACAAUUGACACCAGUGCACCCAAGUUUGUCAUUGCUGCAUUGCUACGUGAUCGCGUCGGAAUGGUCUGCGACUUGGUAACGCCUGAGAACCAGGAGGCUGUGGACAAGUCUGUACAAAAUGACACGAUUGAUGUCUCGCAACACUACUACCACGAUGUGUGUUCCCUGGAAGAUCCACCCCGCAGCGUGUCCAUCUGCCCCGGCCGUCGCUGCAUCGCGUUCGGUGGUGGCACAGGUAUCGAAUUGCGCUGGGUCGACGAAGUAUCCAAGCAAGACUGCAAAAAACACUUUCCCAUGACUCAACCAUCAGAAAUCCUCCACUUCCUUCCCAACCGCGCCGACACCCCCGAAGAGCUCCGCCUCGUCUCCUCCUUAGCCGAUCCCGGAGUGCCAGCCUGCCAAUGCUACAGCAAGACCAAACAACCCUGCCAACUCCACCUAGAAGCAGACGUCCACUCCUUAACUAGCCUCGACCCCCGCGACAAGCGCAACCUCUCCCUCAUCCGUGCAACGCAUUGUCACCACUACCGCGCUAUCCCGAUAAACGACGGUUUGCACAUCCUCUUCAUCGAACCGCGCACGGGGUUCCUCUGCAUAGGCUCUGACUCGCCUAUCGGCGGUCCUUCAAGUCUGACCCGCGCCCUCGUCUGCGCACCCCCAUUCAAUCACGAACACCCUGAAACAGUUCCCACGCCCACCGUCUUCGCAGCCGGCUCAGACCUCUCCUGGGGUCUUCGGGUCGUCGCAGCCUACAAAGACCGUCUAGUUCUCUACUCCGUCCCCCUCGACGUAUUCAACGUCAUUCGCAAAGAACGCGAAGUCCAAUCGCUAGGUGUAAUGGGCGACUCCGACCUCGCACGCGACUGGUUCCUAGACGGUGAACGCUCCUCCAAGCGACGGGGUAGUCUCAUCCCUAACCAGAAUGGUGACUGGGAGUUUUUGUUGAGCGUAUCCUACCGCCCUACGGCAAUGAUGUGGCCGCUCAAGAUAUACGGGAAGGAAAUCGGGCGGAUGGAAAACGUCGUCGAACUCGCAUUGCAGUCGUCGCAUGGUGGUGCGAGGGUAUGGGCAUUCGGAGCGUCUGGUGAGACUAAUAUCAUCGACGUGGAUACUUUCACAUCCCCCACACAAAGGCCAGCAGACGUACCCUGCAAGUCCCUCUCCAUCGACGCAGACGGCAGCGUCGAGAAUGCGCAAUUCGUCAAUCGAUCCGAGGAUUCGGGAUUGUUCUCGCCACGAUCACCCCGGUCGGAGGUUUUGAAUGACUUUAGAGGUCAGCAUUCGACUGCUGCACCGCCGCAUCAUGCACUGGCGGGUUUGAAUAUGGAUCAAGCAACUACCCAGUCUGCUACUCAGACAGCUGGCGCGGUUUCGCGACGGCGUCCGUCAUACGCGGCGUGUAUUGUUGGGUUUAAUAUUCCUGAACUUGGGGCGAGGGAGGGAAGGUGGGUUGAGAAUGAAGCUUGA
Messenger RNA from Aspergillus ruber CBS 135680, 2157 nucleotides. Its product is annotated as F-box domain protein. Gene Ontology annotation, molecular function: protein binding. The transcript is spliced from 2 exons. Bases 1 to 2157 code for a protein of 718 amino acids. The record is from RefSeq and is a predicted model, not a curated record. NCBI's taxonomy places the organism in Eukaryota, Fungi, Ascomycota, Eurotiomycetes, Eurotiales, Aspergillaceae.